Symsagittifera roscoffensis is the source of this 3546-nucleotide messenger RNA. RefSeq lists its product as uncharacterized. Gene Ontology annotation, cellular component: trans-Golgi network. The record is from RefSeq and is a predicted model, not a curated record. The transcript has 4 exons. Lineage: Eukaryota; Metazoa; Xenacoelomorpha; Acoela; Convolutidae. The coding region runs from base 10 to 3483 and encodes 1157 amino acids.
UUUUCAGAAAUGUUGAACCCCGAAUUGUACUCGCGUCAAUUUGAAGACAGCGCCUGUACAUUCAUCAAUAUUUCAUAUACGCCUGGAGUCGCUAGAUUAGUUGGUGGUAAACAGAAGUUGUUUAAAAUUUACAGCUCACUCUGUGCGAACUUCCCUUGUGUAAAAGCGAGCAAUGCAACUCACGACUUAGGGUUCUCGCUUUUCUGUAGCGAAGGCAAUUCUUCGCCGACGGCAGUUGCAACAUCAUUUGAGGCCUGGACUGAGAUGCAGUCAUUUAGAAGAUGUUUCGCCACCAUCGAGCUACGACUGUUUGAGGCUAAUAAUUCACAGCGUGAAGCUUCUGAGACUAACAGUGACGAAGAGAGCAGUGGUUCUGGGAAUUUGCCCAACUCCUUGCUUGAUACUAAGUCGAAGAUGGACGAUAAGCCGCUGUUUGUGCUCUGGAUAGACGUCGGGUCUGACAUUCCCCCAGUUCAAGAAAGCGGCAAAGGUGACUCGUCACAGCUCGCUGACUUGCAGACCAGUAAAGCAGUUUUCUACUUGCAAAAAGGUCUAUACGAGAACAAACAGUUGCUGAGAGAUUGGUUUUUAUCUGUAACUGAAUUACUCCGGGAAAGAAAAGGAAUGAUUGAAGACGUGUUGGAGAAUCCACAGGGGACAUUUGAGUCAUAUAUGACCCUGCUGAAGAGUUUGACCCCUUUGACCGUCGAGAAAGAGGCCAAGCAGCAGAUAGGGGUCACGAUCCAACACGGGAAGGAGAAAUUAAGAGGAAGAUGUUUGAAAAAACUGGCGGAUUUAUUGCUACAGAUGAACAACCUUAAAUUUGCUGCAGAUCUGUUCAAGAAGGCAUCGGAGAACCUGCAAGUGGCAAAAGACUGGACCUGGUAUGCAGCAUCCUUAGAGGGAUGCAUCACAUGCAACUACAUUUUAAAUUUGCCAUCCACGAGGCUGACUUCUUUUUACGACAGAGUUCACGCACACCAAACCGGACUGCUCUUCAGUGAAGACAAACUAGAACUAACCGGUCAAAUGAAACAAUUACUAGAACACGAGAAGACAAUCAUGAACUGUUAUGACAAGUCGUCAGAGACUAAGUUUAUGUUGAGAGAGUUCAAAUACAAAUUUCUUUUGGUCAAAUUUUCAUACGGAAUUUUGAAAUCCAAACACGAUGGGGUAAUUUUGGACGAGAACUUCCGAUUGUUUCCAGAAUUGCGUGACAAAAGUAGUCCCAAGAAAGCCCGAGCGAGAGACUUGUCCACGUUUUCAACAGACGGCGAUGUCCGAAAGUGUUUAGCAGCUGUUAAGUUGAUGGUGUUUAAAGAGCAGACUAGAAAAGCAGCCUACAUAUUGAACGAGUUGGUGGGAGGUGAUGUGAGCUUAGACUAUUUUCGCGAAAAUCCACUUUCGGCUAUCAUAUACUUGGUGCAUAUUUUACCUGUAUAUGGUAUCAAUAUAGAUGAGGUGUUUGUUCACAGAGCAAUGCAAAGAGGAAAAUACUUUUGGAGGGAGUUGCAAUUUCAUAUUGUUGAACUGAUUUUGUAUUAUUUGGAACUUUUGCAACAGGAUCCAGAGGUCUCAGAUAAAGCUUUGAUUGUUACGACAUGGUUCCAGUGCUUCAAAUUGAACACAUAUUACCAAAUGCUAUCUCAAAACGAUGUUGAAGAUCUUUUAAAGUCGUUAAAUCUUGAGUUACUGAAACAGAUUUUACCGGAUUCGAAAAUCACCCUGAAUGUCCUUGAAUUCCCCGCUGUAGUUUUUUCGAACAUCCCUCUUCUAAGAAGUGUAAAUGUGUUGCGGCCGUGUGAAAAACAGUUGCACUUGCAUCCACAGACAUUGGAUUCGAGUAAUGAUUCGUCGCUUUUCGAAUUUCAAAGCUCGCAGCUUGUGAAGCAACAGCGCAAAAGGUACACAUGGCCUGCAAGUAGCUCUGUUGUUGUGCAGUUGCUGUUUUCGAAUGCGUUGAAAAGUUCGGAGAAUAUGACGCUACAAGUUGAUUUGGUCACUUCUGGAGUUCCAGUCCACGUCGACAAGAGACUGGUGAGGAUUUCACCAAUGAGUGUGGAAAGCGUGAGUUUUGAAGUUGGGUUGAAAGAACCAGGCGAGGUAACUAUCGAAGGCUACAGCAUUCUGUGGGAAGAAAUGAAAUACUCGAGUACUGUCAUGUUCAACCAGAACUCCAAAUUCAUAACUAGACAUCUCUUCAACAUUCCAUACUUAGAGUGCUUUUGGUACCAAACUGGACAUCAGUCAAGUGGGUCCAAUGUGCAGCAUCCUCUGGAACGUUCGAAAGAGUUCAUAACUAAAGACUUUCUGUUGAAUCAGACUCUUUUUUAUGGCACAAAAAAGAAAGUCACUGUUUACUUGCAAGCGUUGAAAGACAUCGAAAGUUUCGAGUUGUCCACCAUUUCGAAAUAUGCGGAAAUGUUUGCAGUUCAGCAAGAUAAAAAUACCUUGACAAAUGGUGAAGUAUUUCCAGUAGAGUUUCAAUUUGAUGCUUCAAGCGUCAGUUUGGAUAAAACUGGACUUUACGUUCCCUCUGAGUUCAGGUCAUUUGUGAAACUGGUUAUCCAGGGUCUAACCAUUCCGUUUUUUACUCUGCAAAUGCAGGUUUUGCCUUCAGUUAUGUUAGAAUCUGUCAGUUUCUUGCCAGCGAAUAAACCAGAAAAUUUCAAUGUUUGUAUGUCCAUCCGAAACUCAAUGGACGUUGAUGUUAAUUUACAUGUUGAAAGAUAUAACGAAGAGAUUAAACCAACUGCAGUGAAAAGAAUCAUUGUUUUGUUGAAGAAAGUUGACCCUUCGGAGUUCGGCUUCAGCGUAAAUGAUCUUGAAGUAGAUUCAAAAAAUGUACCUUUGUAUAAGAAAUCAAUUUUGAUGAAGUUAUUGCAAAAAUUGAAUCUAAAUUGGACACCAUCAGAUGAGUCAGAAACUGCUUGUCCAGCAAGUGUUUACAUUCCGGAAAAAUUGUUUUCAAAUUAUGUUGAAGACCCGUGCGCAUAUUUGUUUUUCGAUUAUAUAGUCCCGGUUAAAAUAUCAACUGAAUCAAAUGGUGAGAUUGAAAAAGGUGUAAUCGACUUUGACUCCGGAGCUGUAAUGAGUCUUGAAAUUUGCUGUGAUCUCCAAUCGUUAGUGAGAAACGACCAAUGCUCUUUUCUAUUCAGAGUAGAAAUUAGUUCUUUAUGUGGGAGUCGCCCGAGUAACGAGGUAGCAGAUGAGAAUGACUACCAGUUGAAGUUACCAAUUGUUUUGGGGUCCUCUGAAGAUAUGGUUCAACUAAAUUCGGACGACGAGGAAAGCAUUUCACAGUGGCGAAAAACUGUUCGCAUUCUAGCCUCCCUACCUGGUGGUUUCAGAUUGCAGUUCCUUUUUGGUGCUAAAUUUAAAUCUAAAGAAUUUAUUUUGAAUGUUAAACAGACAAAUUAUCAAGUCGAGCUAGAAGAUGUUAACUUUUGGUCGGACACGGAGGAAGAUUUUAUUAAUAAUUGAAACGAAUCUUUCGUUCAAGGUGAUAAUGAUUAAAUUUUAUGUAGAUUUAUAAGUUUAAUAUAA